Vidua macroura (Pin-tailed whydah) is the source of this 1374-nucleotide messenger RNA. Its product is annotated as zinc finger protein 271-like. The transcript has 4 exons. Lineage: Eukaryota; Metazoa; Chordata; Aves; Passeriformes; Viduidae. The record is from RefSeq and is a predicted model, not a curated record. The coding region runs from base 1 to 1374 and encodes 457 amino acids.
AUGCCCCAGGACACCCAGGCAGGUGGACAGAGCUUCAGCCAGAGCUUGAAGCUGCUGGUGAAUGAGCAGUUUCAUGACAGGGAGAAGCCCUACAAGUGCUUGGAGUGUGGGAAGAGCUUCAGCCGGAGCUCCAACCUGAUCCGCCACCAGAUGAUCCACACUGGGGAAUGGCCCUACAAGUGUGGGGAAUGUGGGAAGGGCUUCAGCUGCAGCUCUGAGCUGAUCCGCCACCAGAUGAUUCACACUGGGGAACGACCCUACAAGUGUCCUGAGUGUCAGAAGAGGUUUCGGAUCAGCUCCCAUCUCAUCCUGCACCAGCGGAUUCACACAGAUGAGAGGCCCUUCCGCUGCCCCGACUGCAGGAAAGGCUUCAAGCAAAACUCCCACCUCAUCAGCCACCGGCGCAUCCACACCGGGGAGAAGCCCUACGAGUGUCCCCAGUGUGGGAAGAGCUUCUCCAGGAACUCUCACUUGACUGAACACCAACGGACACACCGGAAGAAAAGCUCCACCAUCUCUGAAACCACCCUUCAGCCCCUCCCAGGCUACUCCUGUUCUCUCCUCAGUCUCCACGCCACUGAGCCCAGAGCCCGCAGCCUCUACCUGCUGCGCCGACCCCCCGGGGAUGCACUGGGUGCAUCUCCUUCCCCUUCCCUCUGGCAUGGAGGCAAAUCCCAUCCUGUCCUUGUUCUUCCUCCCCCAGACAAGGAGCUGAAGAUGGAGACCAGGGAGGACAAAUCCCCGCAGCAGAGCCUCAUGGAAGAGGCCGUUUUGAGUGGUUCCACAGUGCUGGAAUCCAAUGGGGAGGAAAAGCCCCAGAGAUCCCGCAGGAAGAGGGGCUCCAAAUCCAGCCCAGAGUGCUCUGAAGAGAAAAGACCCAGUCUGUGCCAGGAAGGUGGACAGAGCUUCAGCCGGAGCUCGGAGCUGGUGGUAAAUGAGCAGUUUCAUGACAGGGAGAAGCCCUACAAGUGCUUGGAGUGUGGGAAGAGCUUCAGCCGGAGCUCCAACCUGAUCCGCCACCAGAUGAUCCACACUGGGGAAUGGCCCUACAAGUGUGGGGAAUGUGGGAAGGGCUUCAGCUGCAGCUCUGAGCUGAUCCGCCACCAGAUGAUUCACACUGGGGAACGACCCUACAAGUGUCCUGAGUGUCAGAAGAGGUUUCGGAUCAGCUCCCAUCUCAUCCUGCACCAGCGGAUUCACACAGAUGAGAGGCCCUUCCGCUGCCCCGACUGCAGGAAGGGCUUCAAGCAAAACUCCCACCUCAUCAGCCACCGCCGCAUCCACACCGGGGAGAAGCCCUACGUGUGUUCCCAGUGUGGGAAGAGCUUCUCCAGGAACUCUCACUUGACUGAACACCAACGGACACACCAGUAA